Molecule: messenger RNA, 1185 nt
Organism: Paraglomus occultum
Lineage: Eukaryota; Fungi; Glomeromycota; Glomeromycetes; Paraglomerales; Paraglomeraceae
Source: the annotation of a GenBank genome assembly
AUGGUGCCAGAUGGAGAUCAAAGUAAAUGUGCAAUAGUAGGAAGGGAUUUAUUUCACACUCAAGUAGAAGAUUUCCCACGUCUUCCAUCUACAGCGGCCCAACCAAAGAAUUGGAAGGAGUUUCAGGAGGUUGAUGAUCCAGUUAUCUUGAACUAUCACCCAUAUAUGGCGUCUGGAUUACCUAUUACUCUCUGUGAACCUAUUUUUGCUGAUUUUCAGAUAGGUUUCAGGGAUUGUCAAGUUGACAAGUGUGAUGUAGACUUUGCUAUUGAACUUUCAUGCAAGAUGUCAUAUACAUUUCCAGAUGAAGAUGCAAGGAAAAUGGCCUUUUGCCUCCUUUUAAGUCAAUAUCUUAAAGAGACAUUCAUAAGUUAUGCCUUUGAAAAAGUUAGUAAAGCUGGAAAAGAAGUAAAGCCAGAGCUCGGAAUGGGCCAUGCAUGUGCUUAUAUCCAGUCAUCAGCAUACUAUAUUGAAUUUAUCAGAAAGUUUAAACAGGAAGCAUCUCCUGUUAUCAAAUCUCGUCUACCAGUAUUCCUUCUGUCCUUGGUUGGGGAUAGCUGGUGCUGUCUUUUGGAAAAAGCAAUAUGUGAGCCUUUAAUCCCAGUGGGAUCUCAAAUGGCGAGUUGUGUGCCAAGACUAGAAUAUAUUGAAAGGUUCUCUGACAAAAGACGCGUCUGGUUAGCUGAGAUGCAUGAUGAGCAGGGCAUCAAGCAGACAGUCAUUGUAAAGUUUGUAUGUAAGUACUCAGAAAAUGCCCACCGCAGGUGUGCAGAAUUGAAAAUUGCACCUGCUCUUGAAUCAGUUGUGGACAUUGGUUAUGGGUGGAAAAUAGUUAUCAUGGAAUUUCUUGAGGGAUUUGUUUUUCUUGAUAAACUUGCAGCUGGUGAGAUUGCUAUGACACAGCAGGCAGUUUUGACAGCAAUGAACACUCUUCACAAAAAUGGCUUGGUUCAUGGUGCAGUGAAUAUUCUCUGGAGAAGUGGAGAAGUAAGAUUUGUUGAUUUUGACUGGGCGGAUGGAGAAGCAAGGUACCCUGGAAACAUGAAUCCAGGGAUCAACUGGGCUAAUGGAGUUGGUCUUCAUAAACUUAUCAGAAUUGAACAUGACCAGCAUCUUGUUAAAUCUAUAUAUAAGAAUGUUGAGUGCACUCAGAAGAAACUUUCUGAAUGGCAUCCAGACUACUGA